CAGACCUGUGUCAAACGUCAGACACAGACCUUUGAAUGCUCUGCUUUUCUCUCAACAACCUCGAAGCGACAUCAAUGCAGCCUCUCUUUUGGCCUGCGCCCAGAGGUCUCUCACUCGUCACCCAUGUCCCUCUCUCUCUCUCUUUGCCCCUCCCUCGUCCGUCGACCCCACGAUGCCCACGAUAUCCUCCCCGGCGCUCCAGCCGACCGUCGAACGGGCCCCAAGGCGGCAAACAUCGCCCUCCAUUCCGAUAUGCAAGCACGGCCUCGAAAGCGCCAUCGAGUUCGCCCAUUGGGGGCAGAGAAGACACAAACACCUCGAUCACCAACAACGCCCGAACCGAACCGCCCUCUGAUCGUGCUGUUUGGACGGCAUGCCUCUCGGCUGUCCCGUCUGUUUUGAAGCAUUGCUUCCCAUCUAUUUUGGCCAGCCGUCUCGUUUACCGAGUCGAGUCAGCGCUUCGAGAUACAUGCUCACCCUCUCCAGGUGGAGGAGAAACCUCGACAAACACAGUCUGCCUCCUGGUUGUCAUCCCGCAUGACUUGCCCCGGGCCUGUCUAGAUGCCUGUCAUCCAGACUCGUGCUCAGCCAGGCACCUCGGUCCAUGGACGCUCCAUGACCAGGGUAACGGACGGCGGUGGACAUACGCACGUCCAUCCACCUAGCCAGAUCCAACCAUACCGUGUCUUGGUUGAUACAUGAGCUUUCCUAAAGGGACCAGCUUGCGAACAGUCUCUUUGUUUUUUCUCCGAUUCUUGAUACCACGAAUGCUACCGCAUGCAAGUGCUUGCGGAUCAGGUCGUUGCAACACCCUCUCAACGAUAUCUCCAAAGCUCGUAUUUCCUCUCUGUUCGUUCAUCACGGUCUCAGUGCCAGCGCCCCCAACGUCUCGGUGCCAAUCCUGCCUGCUCUGUGUGUAUACUGCCUACUCAUAACAGCACACAAAGGCCUGGGUCUACGGGGCCAUCGUUAGGCGGCUCCCACACACCCCUGCUCAGUCUUGGACUUCUUGGCUUGUCCACCAUCCCGGGCCACGCCCCCAGGACUCCACAUUGGUCUGUAACGGGCCUCAGAGCUGUUGUGUGUCUGCCCCCCUGUCUGCCCAGUGGGACUGGAUGUGCCUCGAGCCGAACGUCAUGCAACCCAUAGCGGGCAUUAUUACCCAUCCCUUCCCCCCGCCACGCCUCGUUGCUUUCUUCUCUUCUGUUUAUUUCUCCUCCACCAAGGUCUUACCUGUGGAUAUCUUCAUCUACCAUCACGACGCUGUUGCGUGUGUGUCCCACUCUUUCUUCUUUCUCUUCUCGCAGCUAAACAUAGUCACUCUUUGAUCUUGCCCAACUAGCUUGGCUGCUUACAUUCUUUUUUGGAGAGAGAUUGGUUUCAUUCUUCGACGACAGUAUAAUCUGGUUCAUUAUACUCGACUUUUUAAACAACUCCUUUUUUUUUUCUUUUUACCUCUUUCACAAACAUUCGAUUCGUUCCUCGUGCUCGUUGACAUCGCUCCUCGGCAGCCGGUCACUCACUUCCUUGAGUGCUUGAUCUUCCAACCCGAAACGAAACGACUCUUCGAUUCUUACAGCAGCAAGUUCUGCUCGUUCCUUUUUUGAACAACCUUCGAUUCUUGGGACAUACCGCCUGGAAAAGACAGCUGGAUCUGACAAACACGCCUCAGCACACUUUUCCUCGACUUGUUUUGGUACACUGAACAGCCGGAAAGGACAGAACCUUGUGAAAUUGGAUUAUGAUGUCCCCAACAAUUCCCAUGACGGCCCAAGCCGGGCCCUAUACCCCUACCACCGACGCCAUGGAUCGUCAUGAAUUCGGUGUCACAAAAAACAGAAAGGCAACUUCGACUGGUGGCGGGAGAGCAUGGAGCGAGGAGGAGGAGCUCUACCUUCUUCAGACACGUCUCCAGAAAAUGCCCUACAAGCACAUUGCCGCCCACUUGAAGAAGACUGAGCUCGCGUGCCGCCUUCAUUAUCACCAGCUCAGCCAUGGCAGCAACCGCCGCAAGCGUACCACGUCCACGUCAUCGGGAUCCUCGAACAGCGGACACUCCCCUCCGCUUCACGGCUCGAUUCCCUCGCCCAUCCGGGAGCAGGACGAUUCGCUCAGCCGAUCUGCAUCUCCUCCCGGCUCCGCACGAUCUUAUGGUUCGAUCAGCCCAACUGGCAUUCAGCUCCCCAGCAUCAUGACGGCUACCGCUUCCGCCAGCGAAUCCCCCCGCCUGCCCACCAUCCUUCCCAAACCGGCCUCGAUGAAGCUCGCCCUCGCGUCUAUUGGCGGUUCGGCCUCGGCGGGCACUUCCUCUCCAACGGCGUCUCGUGGGUAUCCCACCCCGUUGCACGAAGUCCACCCACACAGCGCCCCCUUGACAGCCCCUUCUGGCUACCGUGGGUCCAUGACACCAACCAACGGUUCGGCGCCUUAUCCCUCCUAUACGUCAAACAGUGGCCCUGCCCCCCAUGGUCCAGGACGCCUGCGCCUGGACUGCUCUGCGCUCCCGCCUCCUCCUUCGUCAGCCGGUCUUUCUGUCACCCCUUAUUCUGCCAGCCACCCGGUGGAUAUGGGAAAGCUCAACGCCAUCUACAAUGCGCACCGUGCCUCUUUCUGGGCCAGCAUCGCGGCUGAGUACGGACCCGGUGCCAACCCCGUGGUCUUGGAGCAGGCGUGGCGUGGAAACAGCCCUACCUCCAGCUCCAGCUCCAGCUCCAGCUCCAGCUUGAGCCUGGGCAUUGCUGCUCACACGCCCAUUACGCCGAUCGGUAGCCCUGACGAUCACUUUUACAACGGGCAAAGCAAGCCUGACAAGACCAGAAUUAGCGCCAUCCUUGGCAUUGAUGCCAACCCGAGGAGUCCCAGGGAGAGAGAGAUGGUGAGAAGAUUGGAAGAAGAGAGGUGCUCGUUAGGAGUGGUCGGCGCUUGAGUGGAGGAUAUUUUCAGUCUUACAAGCCGCCUGCUCUGACGAGCAUGAUUGGUAAGACACAGGACUUCUGGGUGGUCUCAGUUGUUCCACGCUAUCUUCUCUUCGUUCAGAAUCUUUUAGGGGUGAUGUUUUGGGGUGUUUUGCCAUUUUCUCUCCCUUUUACUUCUCGAGAGGCCACCAGGGCACCCGUGGGACACGGUGUUUCUUGCUGGGGCCGAGGCUUCACCUUUUUUGUCGGAGUUUCUUUUUUUUUCUUUUCUUUUGGAGGCUGAUUCUUUUGCUUUGCUCCCUGUUGGUGCUGUUAUACUUGGCGUUUUGCAUGUUUGCUACGUGGUAUGCCAGCUGAGAGUUGGGUCUUGGGCUGUAAAAAGCCUUGGUGUCGAGUUUUAUACAAUGGCCCUUCCCAUUUUCUGUUCUUCCCUUUUUUGGUAUGGCAGGUAUCGGUGGGAGGAAAUCUAUGAUUGGGAAAGUUGGACGGAUGCUACGGACGAUGAUGGAUGAAGUGAUGACUUCAACAAGACAACACACUUUGAACCAGCCACGAUGACAACACCCACGCACGCCCUGCUACAUACCUACAUACACAUCACAUUCGAGAUGUUGAGAAAUGAGCCUCUUGUUGCCCCAGUGAAGGUGCUCUGUCUUUCUACUUCUUGCUCUUGUUUCUUUCUGCGGAAGGUAUACAUGAUGUUCAGCAAUGAGGCGGAUUUGCAUGUCCUUUUUUCUUUUUCUUCCAUUUUCUUCAAUUUCUUUUCAUGGGGGGGUUUUGGGUGGCG
Messenger RNA from Podospora pseudopauciseta, 3702 nucleotides. RefSeq lists its product as uncharacterized. NCBI's taxonomy places the organism in Eukaryota, Fungi, Ascomycota, Sordariomycetes, Sordariales, Podosporaceae. Bases 1742 to 2926 code for a protein of 394 amino acids. The record is from RefSeq and is a predicted model, not a curated record. The transcript has 2 exons.